Messenger RNA from Naumovozyma dairenensis CBS 421, 372 nucleotides. It is a transcript of the gene HRT1, whose product is annotated as SCF ubiquitin ligase complex subunit HRT1. Gene Ontology annotation, biological process: protein ubiquitination; ubiquitin-dependent protein catabolic process. Bases 1 to 372 code for a protein of 123 amino acids. NCBI's taxonomy places the organism in Eukaryota, Fungi, Ascomycota, Saccharomycetes, Saccharomycetales, Saccharomycetaceae. The record is from RefSeq and is a predicted model, not a curated record. The transcript has a single exon. Gene Ontology annotation, cellular component: cullin-RING ubiquitin ligase complex; nucleus. Gene Ontology annotation, molecular function: cullin family protein binding; ubiquitin protein ligase activity; zinc ion binding.
AUGAGUGAACCUGAUAAGAUGGAAGUAGAUUCGGAAAACAUAACACCUGCUCCAUUAGAACAACAACUAGUACCUGAAGAAGAACAAAAGCAAACUCAAAGGAAAAGAUUUGAGAUUAAAAAAUGGACUGCUGUAGCAUUCUGGUCAUGGGAUAUUGCAGUGGAUAACUGUGCCAUUUGUAGAAAUCAUAUUAUGGAACCAUGUAUUGAAUGUCAACCGAAAGCUAUGACUGAUACCGAUAAUGAAUGUGUUGCCGCGUGGGGGGUCUGUAAUCAUGCUUUCCAUUUACAUUGUAUCAAUAAAUGGAUCCAAACAAGAGAUGCUUGUCCACUAGAUAAUCAACCUUGGCAACUAGCAAGAUGUGGAAGAUAA